Messenger RNA from Struthio camelus australis, 8074 nucleotides. RefSeq names its product ubiquitin specific peptidase 54 (gene USP54). Gene Ontology annotation, biological process: protein deubiquitination. Lineage: Eukaryota; Metazoa; Chordata; Aves; Struthioniformes; Struthionidae. The record is from RefSeq and is a predicted model, not a curated record. Gene Ontology annotation, molecular function: cysteine-type deubiquitinase activity.
AUGUGGAAGUUCUUGAUUGGAAGGUACUGCUUCGUUGCAGUUCGUCUUUAUUAUGCUGGUUCGAGAUAUAAUUGUGACAUAUGAAGCAGCAGUGCAAAUCAUGUCUACAGUCUUCCUGCAAGAUGUUUCUGUGAGGGAACCUGGAAGUUCUGACAGCUGGACGCGAGGGAGUGAGCAGCCUUUCAACACAAGGCAAGAGGUCUGAUUUGGAAGCUUUAGGGGCCCUACAUCCUGCUGGGAAACAUCCUGAAGCUUUCAAUACAGGCAGAGCUUUCUUGCAUAUCAUGGAAAGGCUCAGAGAGAGUACCAAUGUUCUGUCAGAAGCGGAUUUGCAGUCCAGAAGGGUGAUGCGGAUUUAGGAUGCCGGGCUAAGGUGAACAAAUGAGUAAUCCAGGACAUAGUAGGAUUAGACUGCAGAGCAAAAUCAGCUUUCUGGCACGACUGGACAUUCCAAUUGCAAAAGAAGGAUCAAGGAGAAGAAACUUCUGAAGAUUGCACGCAGAACUAGAAACACUGUACCAGAGACGCUUUGCUGUUUUCAAGCUCUUCGCUCUCAAGUUCUGGAGUUGCUUCUGUUUCCCUGAGAGUAUAAUGUCCUUUUCAUCACCCAGGUUAGAAGUGACUGAACGGGAGCUGCAAAGGUUUUAUUUUGGACUCAGUUUCUCUGCUGUCUUACUAAUUGGAUUUUUUCCAUCUUCUGCAGGAGGAUUAUAAAAGGAUUAGAAAAGGUGUUUUUCUGGGGAGAGGUGGGUAGGGAGCAGAAGUAGCUGUUAUUUUUCCCCCUUUUGGUACUGGGACCAGUGACUUGCCAUUUCUUCCCUGAAGACACUGCCUGUUUAGAAAAGGGAGAAAUAGCAUAACAGAUGAACUUGUAAGACCAUGGAUUCCUUCCCUCCGCAAACUUUGUAUGUGGCUGCUUGUAAAGGAGAUUUUUGCAUACAUAAGCAUCAGCUGAAGAAUAGCAUCCCGGGCUGGAUUUAGAAAAAACAAGCUGCUUGUGUCCUGAUGAAAGGAUAAAUUCUGUUUAAACUGUAAUUGAAAGAUGAGUGGAUGUUGUUCCUGUUUUCAAUUUUGGUGAAAGAAAGGAAGGGCCUGAGCCCCUGAAGUACUCUGCCAGCCAAAACCUGCAUGUUCUACAGCUAAAAUUGGAAAAUGUCUUGGAAGAGAAAUUAUUUUUCUGUAGGUCGGGGGAACGUACAGGGUAUGUUUACCCCACGAAAUACAACCUCGAUAGCACCCAGUAAAGGUCUCAGCAAUGAACCAGGACAGAACAGUUGCUUCCUGAAUAGCGCGUUACAGGUUCUCUGGCACCUGGACAUUUUUCGCCGCAGUUUCCGACAAAUCACAACACACAAAUGUAUGGGUGAUUCUUGCAUCUUCUGUGCUCUCAAGGGUAUCUUCAACCAGUUCCAAUGUAGCAGUGAAAAGGUAUUGCCUUCUGAUGCCCUGCGCACUGCUCUUGCAAAGACAUUUCAGGAUGAGCAACGCUUCCAGCUGGGCAUCAUGGAUGAUGCUGCUGAGUGUUUUGAAAACCUGUUAAUGCGAAUUCACUUCCACAUUGCAGAUGAGACAAAAGAAGAUAUUUGCACUGCACCACAUUGUGUUUCACAUCAGAAGUUUGCAAUGACCUUGUUUGAACAGUGUGUUUGUACUAGCUGUGGUGCCACCUCUGACCCGCUGCCUUUCAUCCAGAUGGUACAUUACAUCUCUACAACCUCACUUUGCAAUCAAGCUAUAUGUAUGCUGGAGAGACGAGAGAAACCCACUCCAGAUAUGUUUGGAGAGCUACUACAGAACGCCAGCACUAUGGGAGACUUACGAAACUGUCCGAGUAACUGUGGGGAAAAGAUCCGUAUUCGUCGUGUGCUGAUGAACUCCCCACAGAUUAUCACCAUUGGCUUGGUUUGGGACUCAGACCACUCUGAUCUCGCUGAGGAUGUUAUUCACAGCCUGGGCACUUGCCUUAAACUGGGAGAUCUCUUUUUCAGGGUAACAGAUGACAGAGCAAAGCACUCAGAGCUGUAUUUGGUGGGAAUGAUCUGUUACUACGGUAAACACUAUUCUACCUUCUUCUUCCAAACUAAAAUCCGCAAGUGGAUGUACUUUGAUGAUGCUCAUGUCAAAGAGAUUGGUCCAAAAUGGAAAGAUGUUGUGACAAAGUGCAUUAAGGGUCAUUAUCAGCCUUUACUGCUGCUAUAUGCAGAUCCAAGAGGAACUCCAGUGUCAACACAGGACUUGCCCCCUCAAGUGGAUUUACAGCAAUAUAGCAGGAUCUGCUAUGAUAGUGAAGACUCGGGGAGAGAACCUUCCAUCUCGAGUGACACCAGGACAGAUUCCUCUACAGACAGCUAUCCUUAUAAACAGGCGCACCAUGAGUCUGUGGUCAGUCGCUUCUCUUCUGACUCGCAGGGGACAGUCAUCUACAAUGUGGAGAAUGACGCAGCUUCACAGAGCAGCAGGGACACAGGACACCUGACUGACAGUGAGUGUAAUCAGAGGCAUAUUUCUAAAAAGGGCUCUCUGGCAGAGCGCAAAAGGAGUUCUAGCCGGUCUCGGCGAAAAGGGGAUGAGGCGCAGUCGUCAGGAUACCAUAGUGAAGGAGAAACCUUGAAGGAGAAACAAGCCCCCAGAACUGCCCCCAAACCAUCCAGCAGCACCAGCAGACUGAGGGAAUUUAAAGAGACAGUCAGCAAUAUGAUCCACAGCAGACCACAGCAGGUUUCUCAAACCAACCAGAAUUCUCCUCGUGGAGGGAGUGGUAUGGAUCAGGCAGAACCACGACCCUCAAAAAGCCUGUCUGCACGUUCUCGAGACUGGGAAAUGGAGAGUACCAGCAGUGAAUCUAAAUCUAGUUCAUCUAGCAGGUACCGGCCAACCUGGAGACCCAAAAGAGAGUCUCUGAACAUAGACAGCAUCUUCAGUAAGGAUAAGAGGAAACAUUGUGGCUACACCCAGCUUAGCCCCUUCUCUGAAGAUGCAGGUAAAGAGCUUAUGGAGAAUGAGGUGAAGGAACGUGCUAUUCAAGAAACGAGACCAAGCCAGUCAAACGUCAGAUAUAAGCGUGGUGUGCUUGGCCGGGGCACGCAACAUACGGUGGAUCAGCAUCCUCAUCUGAUACAGAGGAUGGAGUCUGGCUAUGAGAGCAGCGAACGCAACAGCAACAGCCCAGUUAGUCUGGACACGCCCUUGUCUGAAAUCUCAAGCACCCACAGGGAUGGCCAUAUGAAGCGAGCUGGCGGAUUGGUUCCUGCCUGGCGUAACAUCCCAAAGUCUCACAGUAGUAGCAUCUUGGAAGUGGAGUCUACUUCAUCAACUGGGAGUUGGGCAAACAGCCAGCAGCCCAUUGGAAAUGGUGGUGAGAUGCUUGUCCCAUUAAAGAGUGAACUGGAUGAAUUACAAGAGGAGGUGGCAAGGAGAGCGCAGGAGCAAGAACUACGUAGGAAGCGAGAAAAGGAAAUGGAGGCGGCAAUGGGCUUUAAUCCCCGUCCCAGCAGGUUUAUGGAUCUAGAUGAACUACAGAAUCAGGGGAGGACUGAAGGCUUUGAGAAGUCCAUGCAGGAGGCAGACUCAAUCUUUGAAGAGUCGCUGAAUCAGGAGCAGAAGGGGGAUUGUGCUGCAGCUUUGGCUCUCUGUAACGAAGCUAUAUCUAAACUAAGACUUGCCAUGCAUGAUGCCAGCUCUAGCACUCACAGCAGAGCCCUAGUCGAUAAGAAGCUGCAAAUCAGUAUCCGAAAAGCCCGGAGCCUCCAGGAUCGCAUGCAGCACCAACAGCCAUCGCAGCCGCUGCCGCCGCCUACCUGCCACCCACCACAGGGUGGCACCAUGGCCCAGUCUACAAGUGAACAGACUGGCCCGCUCCAAGUACUGCUGAGCCAGGAGGUACCACUGGAACCCAACAAAGAAGUGGAAUUUGGGUCCAGUUCUUUCUUCCACCCAUCUGCUUCCUGCCAUGAAUUGCACUCAUCAUUAUAUCCAGAGUCUUCUUCCUUGCCCCCUUCUGAAAGCAGUCCAUCCAACAGGACCUCUCCAAAGUUCCAGUCUGCUUCUGCCGAUUUUCAUGACCAAGUUCCCUCUUUUCCCUAUAGGCAAGGGUUGGCAGAGAGGUCUGCGAGAACUGAGAAUGAUGCCCACCAUAGUGUGGAGUUCGUUGAGACUGCAGCCACAGGGCCAAAAGACUAUAGGGAGUGCUGCACUAGCAGCAAGUUAGAAGAGGUUCAUAACAUAACAGCUAUUCUCACACCGCAGUUCAAACCCAAGGCUAACACAGGAAACUCUGGGUCUUUGCCUACUCUGUCUCCCUGUCCACAUCCACCACAAGCAGCAUCUCCUGAAAAAGAUGGCCAGCACAGUCCUUGUUCCAAACUUUCAAGCUCUCCAGUACGGGCCAGCAUUGAUCAUUUAGGGGGCUAUCACGCAAUGACCCCUACAACUUCAUCCCCUUCACUGCAGUGCUCCCUGGAUCCUUUACAGAAAACAAAUCAGUACUCCAGAGCAAACAGCCAUGAGAUUUUAUUACCUUCACAGGAUGAAUAUGGCACAGCAAAAGGCUGCAAAUCUGAGGCUUUUAGUACAAAGGGACAUGUUCGCUCCUUGGCAGAGCAGUUUCAGAAAAUGCAUGCAGGCUCCCAGAGGAAAGGUACUCAUGGAAAAGGCUGGAUCGCUGCAGUGUGUCAGGAAGAGAAGUCUGCAAAUCUCAUACAAAAAUCUUUCAUCAACCCUUCACCCCCUGGUUACAGACAACUAAUCCAUCAAGGCCAAGAGAACAGAAACCAGUCUUCUGAAAAAUUGCACUCUUCUGUGGAUAUUAGGGACGAGGUAGUUUCUUUGGAGGGUUUUAGUGCCCAUCUCGUUGCUUCUAAGAGUCUUUGUCCUCACAGUGAAGAGCUGUGUAGAAGAGGUGGACAGAAUAUAGCGGACCCUGCACCCUACAUGGAAAGGCACUAUCAUGAUGGAGGAAUGAAAGAGGGGGAUGAUGGAGCUACUAGUAGCAUGGUUGCCUCUAUGCCUGUGGACCGUUGGGUGAAUAACGUUACUAGGUAUUACAGUUCUCAGAAGGAUAAUAAGAAUACUGAAUGGCUUCCUGUACCUGGGAGGACUCCAUCCCUUUCUGAUCAGAGAGCAGCUGGAGAUGACUUGAGCAGGAUCCCAGUACACCUGCAUCCACAGUGGAAUCAAGACACAGAACAGGAGCUCUCAGAACUGGAAUCCCUCUAUCAGACUAGUCUGCAGGCAUCUCAGGCCGCUAGGCCUCUCUUGGGAAGACAGGACAGUGCUAGGUAUCCGUUUGACCAAUCAGUCUCUGCAAACCUAAACGUGAAGAAGCUGCAUGCUGGGGCUGGCAUGGGUCUUUCGAAAACCCCAACAGCAGAGAUCGAGCGCAGUCUGUAUGGAUCCAGUGUCUCUUCUGUCUCCGAGGUCAUGUAUACCAGAGAACAUAGAAAACCAGAAGAGGAGGAGAUGUAUAGUGCAGAGAAUUUCCGUCGCAUCGCUCGCAGUCUCAGUGGGACAGUCAUCACAAACAGAGAAGAGACCUUGGUCUCUUCUCACAGUUUUGAAGCACCAAACAUGAGGAAAAUGCCAGUGGAAACCAGCUACCGUUCUUCCAGCUCCACUUCCCUUCCUUUCCCCCAUGAUCCUCCUGUGUUUCCCUUUGAUCCCCAGCACAACCCAAACCAGGUGCAACACCUACCCCAUGAUGUACUGAUGCCCAGCAUGGUGGGCAAGGCACGUAAACCCUCAGGAGAUCAGAAGAACAUCAUCCAGAAACUUUUGGUUGUGCCUGACAGGGGUGAAGCUUUCCAAGGUGAAGACUACCCAGGUGUGGCACUGAGCUAUGGGAGUCUACCUUGUGCGCCCAAAGGCACCCUUUCCCAUGGGCAAAGGCCUCUUGUUAAUCCGCAUUUAGGUGGUGGAGCAUCAAGUGUCACUGGCCGCUGGCUGAACAUGAGCUACACUGCCAGGCAAAAAGCCACCUUGCCAGAUAAACGAACGACGCGCUGGGCGGGGUACGCUGACCAGCCAGCCAAGAGUUUACAGGAAGGCUUCCUCCAGCAGCCCUCACAACGUCAGAUGCAUGAAUCUUAUACUGUCAGUUGCAGGCCGCCACCCAGCACAGACUACAGCACUUUAAGAAUACCACGUGAGCCUUCUUGGGAUCCUGGUGCCCCUCAAGGUUGUCCUGUGCCCCCCUCUUGUACUAAGGCUCCAGGUCCAAGGAGAGUUGACAUGCCCCCAGAGGAAGACUGGCGACAGAACAGCUAUACCCCUCAGCCUGGCAGAAGGCGAACACUGCCAGUUCAUAGGAUGGAUGGGACUUUUUCUUCUGCUUCAGAGGCACACAGAAAUAUGCUGGCCCGAGCGGCAGCUGCUGGCACCAUGCAGAACAACGGCUGGUGAGAUCCCUCCUAUCAGGAUCCACGCACCCUGGUAAAUCCCCCUGUGAACAGACUUUAGCUGUUGCCUGGGUGUAGAUGGUUAGGAGACAGCAAACUUCGUCAGUUGUUAUCUGUGCCGGUUUUGUCUUAAAAUGUAGCUAUAUAGUAUGUGGAAACUAAUUGCACUGUAUUUCUUUCUGACACUACUAAACUGCUGUCUGGAUGGGGAAUCUUAGCUAUACUAAUCCCAGCCUCUCUUAGCAAAAAAGUGCUAGAGGAAAGAUAAGGUUAAGGGGCAUUGGUUACGGGUAAGUUCAGAAGUAUGCACACAUUUUGAAGGAGGAUGGCCAAAAGGACAUUUUUAAGGACUCUUUCGUGAAAUGUAGCUUUGGUAAAUUCUUUGUAUACAAAGCCAGUCCUUUUUUUUUUUCUUUCUCUCCUUCCUCCCUUCUGUUCCUUACUAGGGGAAAAAAACUGACCUGCCUUCUAGGUUCUGAUAAAUGUACAUUUGCCAGGCUGGCAGUGAGUGAGGUGAACCUAAUUUUCAGUGUGCUGAGAUCUUGGGCAGAGAUCACAGCUGUAGUUGCUACUGAGGAAGUGGUAGGGAGACACUGUUCAUCAGUAAACCAGAAAUUUCCCCACUUCCUUAAGGCAACCUAACAAUGCUUCAAACAGAAAAGACUGUUAAUGCUGCACGCUUAAUUAUACCCAUGUAAACACAGAAUAAGUUUAACUAUUUUAGUGUCAAACAUACUUGCUUUUGUAAGUAUUUUUCAAAUAAAUCUAUGAAAAUAGUUCUAUUUACCUGUCUGUGUAUGAGCUUUCUUUGCUAUUUGGCUUUACUUACCAGUUGGCCUGAAAUUACUGGUUUAUUUUUUAUACCGUAACUAAACUGAGUAAGUUGCUUGUUAUAGUCCAUUGACAAAGUUUAUAUAAUAAAUACUUAGAUUGAAGGAUGUGAUGAGGAGUUGUAUAAUUCUGCUACUGGUUUUGCAUUUUCCUGUGUUUCAUCACUACUCUGGGCUUAACUUCCCCCUCUUAAAGAGCAAUAAUAAACAAUGUCUCUUAGAAAAUAUUUUGUGAUGUUGCGGUUGGGGGAGAAAGCCACAAAACAUAUGCAAGGUGGUGUACGCGUUUAGGAGUUUUAAUCUCAUAGAAAAGGGUCUUUAGAAAUGACUGCUGUAGUGAGAAAUGUGGUGUUAUUAAGAGCUGCGCUCCUGGUCUUGCUGAUGCGUUCACGUGUGGCGUUUGGAGUUGUUACAAGUAGAGGAGGGUGGAAGUCGAGGUUAGCAUUGAGAGUGGGACUGCGAAUUUGGUUCUCCUAGCCCAACCAGCCGGUGGAAGGUCUAGGCUGCCCUCUAGUGCUUGGCCCUACGUACUAAUUUGGUCUCACUAUUGUUCUCUGUGUAUUAAUUUUAACUUCCAGUUAAUUUCAGGAUAGUGCACCUCAGUGCUUGAUGGAAUUUUAUCAUUUUUUGCUGUUGAGUCUGAGAUUGAGUCACAUUUAUUAUAAUAAAUGUCUUCUCUAAGUUUCUUGUUUCAAAAUAAUUGCUAUUAUGUCUAUUAUUGUAGCAAUCUUCUGCAACUGCAUGGUGUUGUGUUACACGUUUUUUUGUACGUAACUUCUGCCCACCAGCUCAGGUUACCAGAACAAAAACAUCCUUUUCUUCCCCCCCCCCCUUUCCAAAAAAAAAAAAAAA